UCUUGUCUUUUACUUCUAACCAUCGGUAUCUUCAUUACUUCAGGAUCUUUCCUUUCGUUCCUCACAUCAAAAUAGUAGAGGGGAAAAGGCAUCAACUACAACAAUUACCGAAAUGAAGCUUUGUGUGCUACUUUUAUGUUUGAUAUGCUCAGUAACAGCUAUCGUGAUUCAGCCACGGCCAACUGCUACAUUAAGCAGCAGUACUAUAGCAACUGCCGCUGUUGUCGCAAGAGGAUCGCCAACACCUGCACCAAGAGCGCUGCAGAAACGUGAUGUAGAGGAUACACUUAGUCUCUAUGAAUUCUGGGCCGACGCUUGUGAGAAUAAGUAUGAUGCCGACACAAAUGUGAAAGUAGCUGUAUCAGACUUGAAUAUGCUAUGGCAGACGGUGACAACGACUGUAUAUUGUGGAAAUGGUAAAUUGAAAACAGUAACAAAGACAGUAACCAAAACAUCAACAACUACGAAAACUAAAGGUGCAAGUUCCGGUGGAGGCUCUGGUAGCAGUAAGAAGAACAAUUCUUGCGACAAUAAAUGUUGGAGCAACUAUCUAUGGCACACAUAUGGUCACGGCAUAUCCGUUGCUCAAGGCUUUACAGGCAUUGUCCUGAUGCUACUGGGUGUCUAUUUUCUUAUCUUUGGCUUUAGUUCGUUCAGAGGAACUUUAGCUGCUGUCGGAUUUACUUUUUUUGCUCUAAUGACUUGGAUUGGCUUGGUGAAUAAUGAACCUAUGUAUGGUUAUCCUCACAAUGAAAUCGUAUAUACUUGUGUAAGCGUGGGCAUUGGGCUUAUUGGCGCCUUCUUGUUCGUAUUCCUGUACGGUAUCUCUUUAUACUUUAUUGGUGGUGUAGCAGGUCUAUUCCUUGCUGUGUUUAUUUUGUCUUGGAAAGAAAAUCUAGUUAUACAAAUCCCUGUUGCACGAAUCUGCUUCAUUAUCGGCAUGGGAGUCAUAUUUGGUAUUUUAUUGAUUCUCGCGGAGAGUUACAUAGUCAUAUUUUGUACAGCAUUUACUGGCGCCUAUCUCUUUAUCCUCGGCUUGGAUCUGUUUAUUCAUACUGGCUUGAUCAAUGCUUUCUUAUCCAUCUUUGAUGGCAACAAAAACCAUGUCAAUAUUUACAUUAUAAGAAUGCAAGUAUAUGUCAUGCUUGCCUUUGUAAUUAUCAUAAUGUUGAUAUCCUUUGCAUGGCAGUAUUAUUGGAACGUGUACUCAAGAAAGAAGAGAUUUGGUAUCCAUGUUGAAGAUAAGAAGGACUGCGAAGAAAAGAAAUAGAUAUUAUUCACUUUAAGAAAAUCAUCGACAAAAGCUUAUAUUGUCCACAAUUUUAAAUUUUGCUCUUUCAUCAAUUAUACUCUCCAUUCAUUUAUAUUCCACAGUUCAUAUUAAAUCGCUUAUUUUGCAACAUUUAAAAGAAUUCUUUUCGUUAUGGAAGUG
Mycotypha africana is the source of this 1432-nucleotide messenger RNA. RefSeq lists its product as uncharacterized. The coding region runs from base 113 to 1270 and encodes 385 amino acids. The record is from RefSeq and is a predicted model, not a curated record. Lineage: Eukaryota; Fungi; Mucoromycota; Mucoromycetes; Mucorales; Mycotyphaceae. The transcript is spliced from 4 exons. Gene Ontology annotation, cellular component: plasma membrane.